Molecule: messenger RNA, 1005 nt
Organism: Dictyostelium discoideum AX4
Lineage: Eukaryota; Evosea; Eumycetozoa; Dictyosteliales; Dictyosteliaceae
Gene: fbl
Exons: 2
Coding region: 1-1005 (334 amino acids)
Biological process (GO): rRNA processing; chromatin remodeling
Cellular component (GO): nucleolus
Molecular function (GO): RNA binding; methyltransferase activity; protein-glutamine N-methyltransferase activity
Source: RefSeq, a predicted model, not a curated record
AUGGAAGGAAGAGGUGGUUCUAGAGGUGGUGCUAUGGCUCGUGGUGGUGGUCGUGGUGGUUUUGGCGGUGGUAGAGGUGGUUUUGGCGGUGGUGAUCGUGGUGGCCGUGGUGGUGGUAGAGGUGGUUUUGGCGGUGGUGAUCGUGGUGGUAGAGGAGGUUUUGGCGGUGGUCGUGGUGGUAGAGGUGGUUUUGGCGGUGGUGAUCGUGGUGGUAGAGGUGGUGCCCGUGGUGGUAGAGGUGGUGCUCGUGGUGGUAAACCAGCUGCAGGUGGUAAACCAGGUGCUAAAGUUAUUGUUGAAAAACAUCCAAGACACGAAGGUGUAUUCAUUGUUAGAGGUAAAGAAGAAUCAUUAGCCACAUUAAACUCUGUACCAGGUGAAUCAGUUUACGGAGAAAAGAGAGUUUCAGUUGGUGAAGGCGAAGAUAAAAAAGAAUACAGAAUUUGGAAUCCAUUCAGAUCAAAGAUUGCCGCCGGUUUACAUCGUGGUGUUGAUGAAAUUCAUAUUAAACCAGGUAGUAAAGUACUCUACAUUGGUGCUGCUUCAGGUACUACCAUUUCACAUGUUUCAGAUAUAGUUGGUCCAACCGGUGUUGUCUAUGGUAUUGAAUUAUCCCAUCGUCCAGGUAGAGAUUUAAUUGGUAUGGCCAAAAAGAGAACCAAUGUUAUCCCAAUCAUUGAAGAUGCUCGUCACCCACAAAAAUAUAGAAUGCUCAUCGGUAUGGUCGAUGUUGUAUUUGCUGAUGUUGCUCAACCAAAUCAAGCUCAAAUUGUUGCUCAAAACUCUGCUUACUUUUUAAAGAACGAAGGUCACUUUAUCAUUUCAAUUAAAGCAAGCUGUAUCGAUUCAACUGCUCCAACUGAAGUUGUUGUACAAAAUGAAAUCACAAAAUUAAAGAAAGAAAAAUUAAGACCACAACAUCUUUUAAAAACUUUAGAUCCAUAUGAACGUAAUCACUCUUUAGUAAUUGGUGUCUAUAGAAAAUUUGGUUCAUCUGAAAAAUAA